Molecule: messenger RNA, 916 nt
Organism: Argiope bruennichi
Lineage: Eukaryota; Metazoa; Arthropoda; Arachnida; Araneae; Araneidae
Product: nose resistant to fluoxetine protein 6-like
Molecular function (GO): acyltransferase activity, transferring groups other than amino-acyl groups
Source: RefSeq, a predicted model, not a curated record
UUCCUUUAAAACCAACAUGGGAAAAAUUUUCACAGUGGGUAAAGAAGAUGAUGUCAGAGCUAUUCAUGUACUUAAAUUCCUUAGUAUGGCCCUCAUCAUCUUCGGACACACAUUUUCCUUUGCUACAACAAACCUUUUCUUUGUGAAUCCUGGGUUUACGCAAGAAACAUCUAAAGAUUUCCUAUCCCAGAUCUUCGCAAAUGGAGCAUUUGCAGUGGAUACCUUCUAUUUGAUAAGUGGUGUUUUAGUUACUUUUGUUACCUUGAAAGGAUUGGAAAAAAUAAAUGGAAAAUUACCUCUUCUGUACUUUUAUUUCCAUAGAUAUUUCAGAUUAACACCUCUAUUUAUGGCUGUGAUUAUGUUUUGUGCUUACCUACAUCAGUAUGCGAGCUCUGGGCCAAAUUGGUUGCACUCUAUUGAAAUGCAUGAUUCUUGGUGUGGACAAUGGCUUAUUAAUGAUCUAUAUUUGCACAAUUUCAUCAAAACAGAGAAUAUGUGCUUAGGUCAUACCUGGUAUUUAGCAAUUGAUAUGCAAAUGUAUUUGGUCACACCUUUGGUAUUAAUACCUUUGUAUAGGAGUGUUAAAUAUGGUUUUAUAUCUAUGGGUGCCUUCCUGUUUACAACUAUUAUUACAACUGCUGUAAUCACUGCUGUUAAUCAUUAUCCUGCAGUUCCCUACAUGAAUAACAUUUUGCCUUUAGAAGUGGUGAACGAGUAUUAUAAAAAUGUUUAUAUAAAAACUUAUUGUAGAAUGGGUCCUUACAUAAUAGGCAUAGCAAUUGGAUAUUUAUUUUUGCAUAAGAAAGAACUCAUAUUAAAUAAGAAAACAGCAGCUGCUCUGUGGUGUGCCUCCAUAGGCCUUGGAUUAACGAUCAUUUAUCUAAUGUGGCCAGCCAAUCAAGGAAUGGUACAAUGA